UGUUGUUUCAACAAAACUCGGGGAGGGGGGGGGGGGAAGAAGCAGGUUAAAUGAGAUUUAUGUCACAUGUGUACAAAUUGUCAAAUCACAGAGGGCACAACUUUUCACGUACAAAUUUGAAAUCACAUAUUUGUUCAGUUUUACUAUUUGUCAUUGAUUAAACAAGAUUAGAUUUUUUUAUCAGCUUUCUAGCAUCAUUAGUACUUAUUGUAAGUACUAGUACGUAGUCUCAUACUGAAUUUAUUCCCUCUUUUUCUCUUGUUACUAAAUAAUAUAAUUACGAAAUUUUUUAUCUCGAAAAAGAAUUAAUAAGACAGCAUAGCUGUACAUAAGUAGCAGAUAGAUACUGAUAACGUGUUAUUAAAACUAAUUCUUCUCUGAUAAUUUUUCAGGCUGUUGUACUGAUAUCUCUGUCAAGACAUUUUACAAUGCAUAAGUAGUCAAUUAUAGCCAAUUAUUAAAUAAGUUGAAGAAAUUGGUAAAUAAUUCAGUAGACUAUAUUUUAUAUCUAUUGAAUUUUUUAUAUUCACCUCAGUUAUGAUUUCACUUUUACCAUUUGUGUAUGUGUUGUAUCCAUUUAUGUAGUUUAAAUCCGUUAAGGUGUAAUUAACGUUAAUAGUAUCAUGGAAAAUAAAACGGAUAUUCUUAGUGGCCAAAGUGAGGACAACGAAGCUCUAUAUACAAAUAGUGAAAGUGAUGCUAGUGAAGGACAGCGUUUUUUACUUCCUAGUAGAUAUUCACGUUCGCCAAAGGUGCCGGUAGAAUAUGUUAAAGGAACUAAUAUGAGUCGAUAUAAUCCAGCUCUGAGGAAUCUUAUACCAAUACGUCAUGAAAAUCAAAACAAAGAAAGUAUGCCAGCAGACAGUGCUGGAUUAUUUUCAUAUAUUUUUUAUACAUGGAUAACACCAUAUAUAUGGAAGGCAUAUAAAAAUGGUAUUGACAUUACAAAUCUACCAUGUAUUUCUACUUAUGAAACUUCCAAAUAUAAUGCACAUAGAUUAGAAGUACUUUGGCAAGAAGAGAUAGGCAAACGUGGUCCAUACUUAGCAUCGUUGCCAAAUGUAUGCUGGAGGUUUGUGAGAACAAGGAUAUGUAUAGCUGGAUUUUUAUUGAGUUGCUCUACAAUUUGCGGAUUUAUUAGUUCUAUGAUAUUGAUGAAGAGAGUAUUAGAACACGUUCAAUCGCCAGAGGAAGAUACUUGGACUGGUAUAAAAUGGGCACUGUUAUUAAUAUGCUGUGAUCUUUUACGGGUAGUAUUUUUUAACUGGACGUGGAAUACUAAUAUUAGAACAGCACUAAGAUUAAAAUCUGCAUGUACGACUUUGUUAUAUGAAAAAAUCAUUAGACUGAAUAACCUUGGGAAUAAAAAUACAGGAGAAAUAAUUAAUUUAUUUACUAAUGACAGUCAAAGACUUUUUGAUGUAGUCGUUUACGGACCUAUGAUAUUUAGUGGCCCAAUAAUUAUUACCUGUGGUAUAAUUUAUAUAUUGUGGAUAUUUAGUCCAUUUGCACUUUGUGGAAUACUUACAUUUCUCGUAUUUUAUCCUUGUCAGUAUCUUAUAUCCCGUUUAGUCGGACAUUUCCGUACUAAGACAGUUGUUAUUACAGACAUACGAGUGAAAUUAAUGAAUGAAAUUUUAGAAUGUAUUAAAUUAAUUAAGAUGUAUUCGUGGGAAAAAUAUUUUAGCAAUAAGCUCCUUGAUAUACGAAAAAAGGAGAAGUACUGGUUACACAAAACUGUAUAUUUCCAAAGUCUUGCUAUUUCUUUAACUCCAGCUAUACCUGUGAUAUCUGCAAUUAUUACAUUUUUAGCUCAUUUAUCUUCAGGCAGUAAUUUAACUGCCGCUCAGGCUUUCCCAAUUACAACAUUUUUUGGAAAUAUGCUGAGAAUGGCACUCGCUUCCCUUAAGGAUUCUACACGAUAUUUUAUCGACGUUCAUAUUGCUCUUAGAAGAAUCAAGGUGUUUCCUUUUGUAACAUUACUCAAUUCUCAAUUUCGCUCUUCAUUUAUGUUCCUUCAAGUGGCAUUAGUUAAUAUUAUUGAGUCAAACAUAACACUCAAGAGAUUGCAGAAUGUAUUGCUUCUAGAAGAGCAUACGUGCCAUAUAUCAAAACCAAUUGUAAAAUCGCAAGCUGUAGCCAUUGCUAAUGGUACAUUCGUUUAUGAAAAUUCUACUUUGCACGCUAGGAAAUUAACAAAUACUAAAGAAAGAAAGAAAGUUACAUCAUAUUUGAAGAAUAAAGUUGAACUGGAAAAACUCAAUGAUUCUCCCCAAGAAACAAAAUGUUUGAAAUACGAAGUACUCUCUGACAUAAAGUUUGGAGCCUCAAAAGGUGGACUAAUAGGAAUUUGUGGACACGUAGGAAGUGGGAAAUCUAGUCUUUUACUUGCUGCCCUAGGGCAGCUGAAAAUGACAAAUGGCCAUAUUUUGAGAGAAGGAUCUUGCGCUUAUGUCAGUCAACAGGCAUGGAUUGUCAAUGCUACUUUUAAAGAAAAUAUAUUGUUUGGAAAUCAGUUUGACGCUAAACGAUAUUAUCAAGCAUUAACGGUAUGCAGCUUAAAAGAAGACUUAAAUAUGUUGCCGGGUGGAGACGAAACUGAGAUUGGAGAAAGGGGUGUAAAUCUUUCAGGGGGACAAAAACAAAGAGUUGCUCUUGCUAGAGCACUCUAUGCUAAUCGAGACAUAUAUUUUCUGGACGAUCCAUUAAGCGCGGUGGACGCGCAUGUAGGUUCUUACAUUUUUAAAAAUUUAAUUCUCGGAGCGCUUAAGGACAAAUGUGUCUUGUUCGUAACGCAUCAGGUUCAAUUUCUAAAACACUGUAAUCAGAUUUAUGUAAUGCAUAAAGGUAGAAUUGUAGAACAAGGUACACAUAAUGAAUUGAUGCAGUUAAACAGAGAAUAUGCUACAAUGGUAAAUAGUGCAUUACUAAAGACGAGGAAUGAUACAGAAGACAGAAUCUCAGCACCAACUGAAAUAGACAGCAGAGAUUCUAGUACUGAUUCAAAGAGACAAAUAGCAUCUAAUUCUCAUUGUUCUGGAGACAAUGAUGAAAAUAUUGCAGUAUCAAAAGAAAUACACGGAGGAGGAACAAUCCUGACUACACCAGAAAAGAUGGGGAUUGGUACUGUAGAAUCGUACACGUAUCACACAUAUGUAAAAGCCGCGGGUGGUUAUUUUGUAGCUGUUUUAGUAUUGUUGACACUUUUCUUAAACGUUGGAAGUUCAGCAUUUAGUUCUUGGUGGUUAGCCAUGUGGAUUAAAGCUGGUGGUGGAAAUAUCACCGAUGUUAGUAACAAUGAAACCAUAAUAUCGAACAAUUUAAAUGACAAUCCAAACUAUUCAUAUUAUCAAAAUAUUUAUAUCAGUUGCGUUGGAGUUAUUUUGUUCACAAGUUUGUUGCGUGGCUUGGCUAUUAUGUACGCUACGAUAAAUGCUUCUACGACAUUACAUAACAGAGUUUUCAAAAAAAUGAUUAAAUCAACGGUAACAUUUUUUGAAACUACUCCGAUUGGAAGGAUACAAAAUAUAUUUAGCCGGGAUAUUGAUGAAGUGGACAAUUACAUACCAAUUUCUGUAGAGAAUAUGGUACAGAAUAUUAUUACCUGCAGUUUUGCAAUUAUAUUUAUAUGUGCAAUAGUGCCCUGGUUUUGUUUAGCACUAAUCGUUCUUGCACUCGUCUUUUUUUACAUUAGCAAAAUCUUUAGAGUAGCAAUGAGAGACUUCAAGCGACUGGAGAGUACUUCGCGAUCUCCUGUUUUGAGCUUCAUUACGACUACCAUUCAUGGUUUAAAUACCAUUCAUGCGUUUCAAAAGGAAAAAGCAUUUGUAAACAAAUUUGAAGAAUUGCUAGACUUAAACAAUUUAUGCCUUUAUUUAUGCCAGUCCAUCAUGAGAUGGUCUGCCGUGAGGCUCGAUAUUUUGGCGAUAGCAUCUUCUUCCAUUACCGCGUUUCUUGUGAUCGCGCUUAGAAAUCAAAUAUCACCAGCUCUUGCUGGCUUGGCAAUGGCAUACGCUAUGCAAAUGACUGGUGUCUUCCAGUACACAGUGAGAUUAAUGGCAGAAACAGAAACUCGUUUUAUAAGUGUCGAAAGGAUAAGUUAUUAUUUGAAGACAUUGCAGAAAGAAGGUAAUUCUGAGGAAGAUCAUAUAGAUCCUCCGGAUCAGUGGCCUACUGAUGGGGAAUUAGAAUUCCAUAAAGUCGAGUUGAAGUAUAGAAAAGAACUGCCACUUGCAUUAGAUAAUAUUUCAUUUGUUAUUAAAUCUGGCGAGCAUAUAGGUAUCGUGGGGAGAACAGGAGCUGGGAAAAGUUCACUUAUCGUUGCUUUGUUUCGAUUAGUCGAACUCUCCGGUGGAAAAAUAAAGAUUGACGGUAUAGACGUAGCGAAAAUAAAGUUAAAAUUAUUAAGGAGUAAGCUGUCUAUAAUCCCUCAGGAUCCUGUGUUAUUCAGUGGAACUCUGCGGUCAAAUUUAGAUCCUUUUAAGCAGUUUAGUGAUUCCGAGAUUUGGAGUGUUUUAGAAAAAACUCAGUUGAAAGAAAAAGUCCAAACUGUGCCAGCGCAAUUGGAUGCUCCCGUUGAGGUUGGAGGAAACAACUUCAGCGUUGGCGAGCGACAAUUACUUUGUUUAUCAAGAGCAGUGUUACGUAACGCUAAAGUAUUGAUAUUAGACGAAGCAACUGCUGCUGUUGAUCCGGAAACUGAAAUCGCUGUGCAAAACACCAUAAAAAACGAAUUUUCCAAUUCUACCGUAUUGACCAUAGCUCAUCGUUUGAAAACUGUUAUUUCGUCUGAUCGCGUUAUCGUUAUGAAGAACGGUCAAAUAAUCGAAUUUGAAGCACCGUCCACACUUUUGUCCAAUCCAAACUCCGAAUUUUCGAAAAUGAUGGCCUCGGCAGAGAAAAGUGUGAAAGAAACUUGAACAACGAUUAACGAUAUAUCAAUAUUCAACAGAAGCAAUCAUUAAUAAAUUAAAAAAAAAAGAUGAAGAUAUUCUUUAUCACAUAUGUAUUAAGCGCAUUUUAAUAUAUACAAUUUCUAGAAAAUAAAAUUAAUAAUGAAAGUAA
Molecule: messenger RNA, 5064 nt
Organism: Frieseomelitta varia
Lineage: Eukaryota; Metazoa; Arthropoda; Insecta; Hymenoptera; Apidae
Product: multidrug resistance-associated protein 5-like
Exons: 24
Coding region: 624-4919 (1431 amino acids)
Biological process (GO): transmembrane transport
Cellular component (GO): membrane
Molecular function (GO): ATP binding; ABC-type transporter activity; ATP hydrolysis activity
Source: RefSeq, a predicted model, not a curated record